CUUCCUUAGCCACCGCGAUUAUGCAGUGAGCAAUGCAGGCACGAACAGAAUUUUCCUCCUCCUUCUCUUCCUUAGCUCGUUGCUACAACAGCCCUAUUUGAAAAGAAUCAUCCUGACCGACUGCUAGUUCCUCAACAGUAAGGGCGUCCUGUCUUGUGGCAGGUCAAAACUCUUCACCGCUCUGACUUUUUCUUCCCACCUGCCCUGCAAGUUAUAGAUCUCUUGCUUAUUAUUAUAUCCCACUUCUUUUUCCUGCAUGGGAACCUGAACGCCCGGACGCCUGAACGCCUUGCAUAAACAGACAACCCAGCAGCACCACAAGCGUGAACCGUGAACCUCCAGCGCGGUCCAGAUUGGUCCUUUUUGUCUCGGCAGCCAAAUCCCUCAACUGGAUUUCCUUGGUCGGAACGCCGCCCUCCCCCCCCCUACCCGUGAAGAUCGCCCUGUCCUUUUUGAGAAGGGACCAGUGAGGAGCCGAUACGCCUGGACCUGGACCAAGCGCACGCAGGCGUACUGCCACCGCCAUGGCUGAGGAUCUAGACUCUGUCAGGGUCAUCCUGCUAGACAUAGAGGGGACCGUGUGUUCCAUCUCAUUCGUCCACGAUGUUCUGUUCCCAUACGCCCUUCAGGCCCUCCCCUCUACCCUGGAGACACAAUGGGAUAGCCCUUCCUUUGCUCAGUAUAGAGAGGCCUUCCCGCCGGAACACCGGACCUCGCCCUCCGUGCUCCAGGCGCACGUCGCGGACUUGAUGAGCCGGGACGUCAAGAUUGCCUACCUCAAGAACCUGCAGGGCUACCUUUGGGAGCACGGCUACGCGAGCGGUGCUCUCAAGGCGCCGCUAUUCGCAGACGUACCGCCCAGGUUCCCGGCGUGGAAGGCACGGGGCAUCGAGAUCAUGAUUUACUCGUCGGGAUCCGUGCCCGCGCAGAAGCUGUUAUUCAGACACACCGAUGCCACACAGUUCGGUGACAAGGGUGAUCUGACGCCCAUGAUCUCUGAUUACUUUGACACUGUGAAUGCAGGCCUGAAGACGGAGGUGGAGAGUUAUCAGAAGAUCGUUGGGAAGCAUGACAGGUUUCCUGCGGGGAACUGGCUGUUUCUGAGCGACAAUGUCAGGGAGGUCGAGGCGGCUAAGGCGGCUGGGAUGAGGAGCUUCGUUGUGCAGAGGCCAGGGAAUGCCGAUCUGCCUGCUGGCACGGAGGAGAGGCAUGAGGUCAUACACAGCUUCGAUGAGAUUGCCAUAUAGGUGGUCGGUCAGUUGUCGUCGUUUAAGAUCGCCGUCGGCGCCAGUGCAGUGUGUUGCAUCCUCCAGCGAACGAGCAUUCGAACGGAAAAAUUAUCAACGUCAACAUCC
This is a messenger RNA of Cryphonectria parasitica EP155, 1355 nucleotides long. RefSeq lists its product as uncharacterized. The coding region runs from base 525 to 1247 and encodes 240 amino acids. NCBI's taxonomy places the organism in Eukaryota, Fungi, Ascomycota, Sordariomycetes, Diaporthales, Cryphonectriaceae. Gene Ontology annotation, molecular function: acireductone synthase activity; magnesium ion binding. The transcript is spliced from 3 exons. The record is from RefSeq and is a predicted model, not a curated record.